CAAGAAUGUCUUCGCCAGCUCACCAGAAGCUUCAGUCAGCAGUAUGCUCCAAAAUUUAUAAAUGCAUAGAUGCAAUCCAGUGUUAUUUUGUUGAGAUUGCUUUGUUUUUCUUCUUCCUGGCUCGUCACAUGUCACUGCCGCUCUUUCAAGAGUUUGUUGAAUCCCAGAUUUAUAGCCAGCACGGAGUUCCGUUUCCAGGAUUUGGAAUCAAGAAAGAAAACACAAGCAUAUCUGACCCUGCAGUAGAUAAAGCUCACCAUGAAAGUGUUCUAGUGGUUCUUGGAUUACAGAUUGCUGAAGGUUUACCAGCCAUUGUGACUGUAAUUAUACUUGGGGCAGUAAGUGACAAAACUGGGAGACACAAAAUAUUGCUGUGGUUGCCCGCUCUAGGAAGCUGUGUACAUUCUUUGAUUUACAUUCUCAUUCUGUACACCCAGUGGAACAUUGAUGGGUUGUUUUUGGCUGCCGCCCUCAGAGGCCUGAGUGGAAGUAUGACAGCAUUUUUGGCUGGAUCUUCUUUUUAUGCCAUAAAUUAUGUCAAACCAGAGCACAGACUCAAUCGACUCGCAGUCCAGGAAUUUUUAAAUGGCGGAGCGUAUGCAGUCGGCAACAUAAUGGUUGGAUUUUGGGUCAAGGAUGCUGGCUUUCUGAAGCCUUUCUGGUUUACUUUGAUUUGUGGGAUGAUAUCACUAUUGAUAUCUUUUUUUCUCGUUCAAGAAACUCAAACAGUCCAGCAGGACACCCAAAGAUUUGUGGCGGUGCGAAGACAGCAGAAACCAACAAAUUGCUGCACUGACACAUUCGGACCACUCAUGAAGUACAUGAAAUGUUUUGGGAAUUCAACCUUGGCAAAGAUAUGGCUUGCCAUUCUUGUGUUUCAAGCAUAUGUUUUUGUCCACAUUGGACAAAUAAACACUCUUGUUCUAUAUUUGAGCCAACAAAAAUAUCUAUUUACUGAUGAUAAUGCAAUUACUGGAGGUGGGCCAUGGGCAAAGAUUGGUCUAUUCCUGGCGGUUAUAAUGGCUGUUGCAGCACUUGCAACUGUGCUUUGUGUGCCAAUAUUUCAGAAAUUCCUUUCAGACACAAAAAUAGUAUACUUAGGCUUUGCAUCUAAGGCUCUGGGAACUUUGUGGAUUGCUGUCAUCAGGAAUGAAACUAUACUCUAUUUUGGUAAUGGAAUUCUUAUAAUCAGUAUAAUGUAUAUGUGCUUUUGUUAAAACAUUUUUUUAUUAUUAUUGCAUUUUAAUUAUUUUUUUAAAACUAAAUUUAAAUAAUUUCCUCUUUUAAUUAUAAACAUUAGGAAUAAAUUGUAGCAGUAAUAUUUAUUACAUUUUGAAUGAAAACAUGGUCAAUAUAAAUCUCUUCAUUUUUGUCAGCUAUUUUGCUUCUUGCCUUUGAAUUGUUUCCAUUCCCAAUUCUGCGAGCUAAAGUUGCAAGAAAUGUUAGUCCCUCGGAACAAGGUAAGUACCUCUCAAAGUAAAAUGAAUAAUUUAAUUAUAGGAUACCAAGAUGGAUUUUAAGGACAACUUCUUUCUACAUUGUUUAUAAAGUAGCAUGAUUCUUAAUGUCUUGAAGAAGAUUUUUAUAAGACAUAUUUUUUUGAAAAGCUCAUUGUAAAAAAAAUAAUAAUAAAAAUUAUUAUUUGAAACUAUUUCAACACAAUGGACAAUUCUAAUCUGAUUUUUGCAGCUGUAUAGUAACAUUAGAUAAACAAAAUUUUGUAAAACAGUGUCUUUUUACUAGUUAGUAAUAGUGAAAUGACAACUUCUAUAGUUCAAUUUUUAAAACAUUAUUAUUUUUAGGAACUGUGUUCGCUAUGAUGCACUGUGGAGAGAGCAUCACCUAUUUCCUAGCCCCGUUCGUGUUUUCAGUCAUAUAUGCAUCCACAAUGUCCUUGUACAGUGGAUUUGUCUUCAUCGUAUCCAUGAUAUUUUUGACAAUACCAGUCAUACUUCUGAUGUAAGUAUAUUGUGCUUCAUUUACUUUAUAAUUUCAGCCACAGUGAGUCAGACCUUGCCAUCAGUCGUUUAAUUUUGUAUUUAUAUUGACACCUAUGCUGAAUGAUUUUUACAUUUUUUAUAGAUAUAUUCAAUUAUUAUUACUAUUUUGCAUUACAUUAUAUUUUUGGAUUGUAUAUUUUUCCUCAACUGAAUCUGAAGUAGCUGUAAAAUUGAUAACUAUUUGUUGUAUUAUAAUUCAUUUUUUUUUCCAAACUUCCCAUAUGAUAAUGUUUAGAUCUAAAUAUAUUAUUUAUAAUAAAAAUAAAUAAAGAUUUGGGAUGAUUGGAGAUGACAUUGAAUUUAAAUUUUUUUAAGCAGUUAAAAACCUAGCUAAACCUCUACAAUAACUCUGAUAUUUCUUCUACAGUGUUUUACAGUUUGUGGAGUCAAAAUGUCCCAAUGGUUACCAACAAAUGGAAGGAGAAGGUGAACCAGCUGAACAAGUCUCUAGUCACCCAAUUAAUGAAACAGAAGCUCAGUCAGAGUCUAUCCUAACAGAGGAACCAAUCAGCUUUAUUCAUCUUUCAAGUGGAUCUUUAGUUGAAGCCUAGCCAUAAAACAUGAUAUUUAAUGCACUAUGUUUUUUUAAUCAUUGUUUUCACAAUGCUAACAUAUUUUUUUCAAAUUGCAUUUAUGUCAUCUGUCAUAUUUUAAAGUCCCUACUGAAAUUUAAUAA
Lymnaea stagnalis (great pond snail) is the source of this 2676-nucleotide messenger RNA. NCBI's taxonomy places the organism in Eukaryota, Metazoa, Mollusca, Gastropoda, Lymnaeidae. The record is from the annotation of a GenBank genome assembly.